AUGAUUGGAGCUGGGAUGCUGGUACAGUCGAUAUCAUAUGACCAGAGCCCAGGCCCAAAGCAUCUUGCUUGGUUACUACAUUCUGGGGUGAUGGGUGCAGUGGUGGCUCCUCUGACGAUAUUAGGGGGGCCUCUUCUCGUCAGAGCUGCGUGGUACACAGCUGGCGUUGUGGGAGGCCUCUCCACUGUGGCCAUAUGUGCGCCCAGUGAGAAGUUUUUGAACAUGGGAGCACCCCUGGGCGUGGGCCUGGGUGUCGUCUUUGUGUCCUCACUAGGAUCUGUGUUUCUUUCACCUACCACUGUGGCUGGCGCCACUCUGUACCCAGUGGCAGUUUAUGGUGGAUUAGUUCUUUUCAGCAUGUUUCUUCUGUAUGGUACACAGAAGGUAAUCAAGCGUGCAGAAGUAGUACCAGUGUAUGCAGUUCAAAAAUAUGAUCCCAUCAAUUCGAUGCUGGGAAUCUACAUGGAUAUAUUAAACAUAUUUAUGUGAGUGGCCAGUAUUCUAGCAACUGGAGGCAACAGAAAGAAAUGAAGUGACUCAGCUUCUGACUUCCUUAAUACAUCAGGUAUCUGGCUUGUUUAAUAGGGGCAGAUAUUCUUUAAAUAGUUUGUGCAAGCAGCUUUCGUUGAAGUUUAGAAGGUAAGAACUUGUCAGCGUGUUUCAGGUGUUCCUGUAAUGUGAUGC
Messenger RNA from Balaenoptera ricei (Rice's whale), 684 nucleotides. RefSeq names its product growth hormone-inducible transmembrane protein-like. Lineage: Eukaryota; Metazoa; Chordata; Mammalia; Artiodactyla; Balaenopteridae. Gene Ontology annotation, cellular component: mitochondrial inner membrane. The transcript has a single exon. The record is from RefSeq and is a predicted model, not a curated record. The coding region runs from base 1 to 489 and encodes 162 amino acids.